GAGCAGUGAUCUGACACAAACCCAAGAAGAAGAAGUGGAGCAAGAUGUCGGGAGCGCUGCAUGAUUACGGAACGUUUGGUUCGGAUUCGCUCCGCAUUUAACUUCUGCUGCAGCCUCCGUCAAAUGGCUCACCGGUACUUCCGGCUGUCUGCCGGCUGUGGGCGCCUGGUCCGGUUGCUGCGGCGGCCCGCCGGAGCUCCAGCAAGGACGGUGAUGUCUGCCGGCAGUCCGGGCCAGGUGGAGAAUGGGCCAGACCUGCUGAGCGACCUGCUGGGAGCCUACAGGAGGCUGAGCUCCAAACCACCGCGGGGGUUUGAGAAAUAUUUUCCAGACAGCCAGAAACCUCCAGCAGCCUCUGAAGCAGAAGCUGCAGCUAAAGAGUCCAAACCUGCCAACGCUCAGAAACCCUCUGGGAAGUCAGGAGGAGGACCAGGAGGAGGAGGACCAGGAGGAGGAGGACCAGGAGGAGGAGGAGGCAAACGAGGAGGUCGCAAAGACGAGUCGCACUGGCACAGCCGCCUGCUGAAGGGCGACGUUCCGUGGGACGAUAAGGAUUUCCGCAUGUUCCUCCUGAGCACCGGGGCCUUCUGGACCGCCAUCACCUACUACUUACUGCGGGACGGAGGGCGGGAGGUCACCUGGAAGGACUUUGUCAACAACUACCUGUCCAAGGGAGUGGUGGAGCGGUUGGAGGUCGUCAAUAAGCGCUACGUGAAGGUGGUGUUCUCGCCGGGGAAGACGCCGUUGGACGGGUACGUCUGGUUCAACAUCGGCAGUGUCGACACCUUCGAGAGGAACCUGGAGACGGCUCAGGGCGAGCUGGGCAUCGAGACGGAAAACCGCACGCCGGUGGUCUACGCCACCGAGAGCGACGGAACCUUCCUGCUCAGCAUGCUCCCCACUGUGCUCAUCAUCGGCUUCCUGCUCUUCAUGCUGCGGCGCGGCGCGGCGGGGGGCGGCCGCCCCGGCCGGGGCAUGGGGGGGCUCUUCAGCGUCAGCGAGACCACGGCCAAAAUCCUGAAGGACGAGAUCGACGUCAAGUUCAAAGACGUGGCCGGAUGCGAGGAGGCCAAGCUGGAGAUCAUGGAGUUCGUCAACUUCCUGAAGAACCCCAAGCAGUACCAGGACCUGGGGGCCAAGAUCCCCAAGGGCGCCAUCCUGACGGGGCCCCCAGGGACCGGUAAGACGCUCCUGGCCAAGGCGACGGCGGGCGAGGCCGACGUGCCCUUCAUCACCGUCAACGGCUCCGAGUUCCUGGAGAUGUUUGUGGGCGUGGGCCCCGCCAGGGUGCGGGAUCUGUUCGUCAUGGCCAGGAAGAACGCCCCCUGCAUCCUCUUCAUAGACGAGAUCGACGCCGUGGGCCGGAAGCGCGGCCGCGGUAACUUCGGCGGUCAGAGCGAGCAGGAGAACACGCUGAACCAGCUGCUGGUGGAGAUGGACGGCUUCAACACCGCCACCAACGUGGUCGUCCUGGCCGGAACCAACAGGCCCGACAUCCUGGACCCGGCUCUGCUCAGACCCGGCCGCUUCGACCGGCAGAUCUACAUCGGUCCUCCUGACAUCAAAGGACGGGCGUCCAUCUUUAAAGUCCACCUGCGUCCCCUGAAGCUCGCCACCGACCUGGACAAAGACGCCCUGGCCAAGAAAAUGGCCGCCCUGACGCCCGGGUUCUCAGGUGCCGACAUCGCCAACGUGUGUAACGAGGCGGCUCUGAUCGCGGCGCGCCACCUGUCUGACUCCAUCAACCAGAAGCACUUUGAGCAGGCCAUCGAGAGAGUGAUCGGAGGCCUGGAGAAGAAGACCCAGGUUCUGCAGCCGGAGGAGAAGAAGACGGUGGCAUACCAUGAGGCGGGUCACGCCGUGGCCGGCUGGUUCCUGGAGCACGCCGACCCGCUGCUGAAGGUGUCCAUCAUUCCCAGGGGCAAAGGGCUGGGCUACGCCCAGUACCUGCCUAGGGAGCAGUACCUGUACACCAAGGAGCAGCUGCUGGACCGCAUGUGCAUGACUCUGGGCGGCCGGGUCUCCGAGGAGAUCUUCUUUGGCCGGAUCACCACCGGAGCUCAGGACGACCUGAGGAAGGUGACGCAGAGCGCCUACGCCCAGAUUGUUCAGUUUGGCAUGAACCCCAAAGUGGGUCAGGUCUCCUUCGACCUGCCCCGGCAGGGGGAGAUGGUUCUGGAGAAGCCGUACAGCGAGGCCACGGCCCGGCUCAUCGACACCGAGGUCCGAGUCCUGAUCGGCGAGGCGUACCAGAGAACCCAGCAGCUGCUGAGUGACAAGAAGGCCGAGGUGGAGAAGGUGGCGCAGCGGCUGCUGGAGAAGGAGGUUCUGGAUAAGAACGACAUGGUGGAGCUGUUGGGCAAGCGGCCGUUUGCAGAGAAGUCGACGUAUGAAGAGUUUGUGGAGGGAACCGGCGGCGAGGACGAGGACACGACGCUGCCGGAGGGCCUGAAGGACUGGAACCAGGAGAGGAAGAACAAGGAGGAGAGUCCAGAGGAACAGGUGGCCCGCCAGAUCUCUGGAGGAAUGCCCUUCUAGAUCCACGCCGGUCCCCCUACAGAACCCACACCAAACACAAACUGUUCUGCUGGGUUCUCCUACCACUGCUCAGAACCACAUCUUCUGAUGCUCUUCCAGGAUCUACAGAUGCUCUCCAAAUAAGAACUCUUCUGACGUUACGUUUUUAUUUAAGGAACCCACCUGCAGGGAACCGGCUUAGAACGCUACAUGCUAACACUUAGAGCUGGUCCUUCCCUCUAGAACCUAGAAAUGGGUUCUGUUUCCACUGAUGGACAUGGAUGAUGAACAUGGGUUCCAUAUCAGAACACAACUCUCAGUAAUCUCAAGAGAACUUCUCCCAAGAACCUUGUGUUCUAAUGCAGCUCCCACAGAACCUCUUUCGGGGUUCUGCAGAACUAACAGUCCCGUAUUCUGGAUCUUUUCAGGAACCAACGUGCUUCUGCAGCCGGGUUCUCCAGUUCUUCUGCAACUCUGAGAUGCAUCUCAUACCAGAACCAAAGGGCUGGUUCGUUCUGCCAUCAAAGUUCUGCAGAGGUCCGACCCAGGUGUGUUGGAACCGACAAACGUCUCAGGGUUGCAGGGCUGGCUCUGGAUCUGAGGCUAGAACCUGUCAAAGGUUCACUGCCUGCUGCAGAACCUUUUAUUGGAAACCUGAAGUGGUUCUGAUCCAUUUUAAGAACCUGCUGUUAUCUGUUAUGAAUGGGUCAGAAAUGUUCUCUGCUUUUAGUGACUAAGCUCCUGGGAACCGUUGAGAAGAACCGCCUGCAGAGAGGUUCCAGCAUUUAACUCAAGUGGAACAGAACCGGUUCUGAUCAUUUCUGGGUUGUUGGUAUCAUUGUAAACAUGUGGAAUGAUGUGUAAUAAAGGUGCAAAGUGGG
Messenger RNA from Fundulus heteroclitus (mummichog), 3398 nucleotides. RefSeq names its product AFG3-like AAA ATPase 2 (gene afg3l2). Gene Ontology annotation, biological process: mitochondrial protein processing; protein-containing complex assembly. Gene Ontology annotation, cellular component: m-AAA complex; membrane. The record is from RefSeq and is a predicted model, not a curated record. Gene Ontology annotation, molecular function: metalloendopeptidase activity; ATP hydrolysis activity; ATP-dependent peptidase activity. Lineage: Eukaryota; Metazoa; Chordata; Actinopteri; Cyprinodontiformes; Fundulidae. Bases 61 to 2538 code for a protein of 825 amino acids. The transcript has 18 exons.